GGCACCUUGGCCACCGGGCUCGAGCAGCCAAUUCUUCAAUGCUCGAUCGAAGCCGUGUCUAUUUUUGAAUAUAAGUAGCGGUUAGGGCGUCUCUACGAGGGCUAAAAGCAGCUCUUGGCGCACGGGGCUGCAUUUCGCGAGCUCGACAUGCGGACAGGUCACCCCAGAGCAUACAACAACAUGUCUUAGCAUAGAGAUACCAUUUGAGGUUAUCUGGACCGGUUUGGGCUGUGGGCGGAGGGAUAUGUGGGCACGCUCCUGAGUACCCUGGUGGCUGGUCCCCAGACCUGUCCUUGUCGACCUUCAGGUUCCCAUCAAACAACCCGCAUCAAACAUCCUUCCUCUGCUUAAUGUAUUUCUGAUUUAGUGACCAGCGCCCUUAGGCGAAUGUUGCGCCACAUGGAACGGCGGGAGCGGGACUUUGCCGCCUCAAAACGUUUCGGGAUGUGCCAGCGCGACGUGCUGUACGCGACCCGAUUAAAUUUGCAAUUAUAACGCAAUAGUGCACGGUGAGCUGCUGGAAUGGGAGCACAAUCGAACAUCCUUCAGAGCCUUCUUUAACUAUCAUACGGCCGCUCAGUCGCACUGCUGCACGGCAUCUUGUCGCAAAAACACUUACCAUCGGAAAAGGAAGGGAACCAGUGUCGGACGCGCGAUGUCCCUACGAACCCGAAAUUCCGGAUCCAGGAUGGCACAACCGCCACAACCGAGAGUGCACAAAUAGCAGCGCUCAGAGGACAGGGCUCUCUCAACUUAUUCAAGUUCAGAUUCUAUCUUUACUCAAAAUGGCGUAUUCCCGUCUUGUGCUGGCGCUCAGCGCGCUGGCGCUUGCCGGCGUGGUUGUCAACGCCGACGUGCAGCUGCACGCGGACGAUGACGACGCCUGGCUUCGUAAGGACUUUCGCCGCAACAUGAUUGCUGAGGCCGGCAAUGCGGCGUAUAAGCACGAGACUGUGCACUGCGACCCCAAAGCUGUGGGCAGCGUGGCUGGCUGCUUUGAUCAGAAUAUCCCCGCCGUCGGCAACAUCGACUACAAGUUCGGUGCCCCGCAGGUUUCCUACCCCACCGAUGGCAGCCCCUGGGGCGUGCACCUGACCGGCCCCUACCCCGAUGGCCGCACCUACCUCGUCUCCUGGUACGUGGGCGCUCCCACCAUCGGCGCCUCUGUCAUGCGGCCUGACGUGUGCGGCCUGAAGACCUACGCCGCGGUGCGCAAGGCUGGAGCCAAGGGCUGGACCAAGCACACUGGAUCGGUGGUCAACUACCUGCGUGCCUACACCGACCCUGCCCUGGUCAACGGCACCUACCUGUCGCCCCAGAUCCACCACGUCGUCCUGCCCCACCUGGACCCCAACACCUUCUACUACUACCAGGUUGCUGACAUGAACGGCCAACUGAUGGGCGAGUACCGCUUCAAGACCCUGCCGGGCCCUGGCAGCAAGUCCGUCUACCCCCUGCGCGUCGGCCUGAUCGCCGAUGUUGGCCAGACUGUCAACUCUAGCGACACGCGCGAUCACCUGAUGGCCAACAAGCCCCAGGUGGUGAUCUUGGUGGGAGACAACAGCUACGCCGAUAACUACGGCGCCCUGAGCCCCGAUGAUCUUGACGGUUCUGGCACCAACCAGCAGCGCUGGGACACCUACCAGCAGCUGUGGCAGCCGCUGUUCUCGACCGUGCCCAUCCUCAACUGCGCUGCCAACCACGAGCUGGAGACCGAGGGCAUCCCCGCCGUGAUCAACAACACCACCACCAGCUUCUCCUUCCCCACCAACUACCCCUUCCAGUCCUACUCGGCUCGCUUCCCCGUGCCCGGCACCACCUCCAACUUCGGCGACAUCACCCAGAACCUGUACUACUCCACUAUCAUCGCCGGCAAGGUCAAGCUGAUCACCAUGAACAACUACGUGCCGUUUCACAAGGGCACCCCUCAGUACCAGUGGGCCAUGAAGGAGUUCGCCUCCGUGGACCGCAAGAUGACCCCUUGGCUGUUCGUGCAGUUCCACGCGCCUCCCUACCACACCUACUUCACCCACUACAAGGAGAUGGAUUGCUUCAUGUCCAUCUGGGAGGACGUGUUCUACGAGUACGGCGUUGACCUGGUCUUCAACGGCCACGUGCACGCCUACGAGCGCACCCACCCCAUGUACAAGUACAAGCCCGACAGCUGCGGUCCCAUCUACAUCACCAUCGGCGACGGCGGCAACGUGGAGGGCCCCUACCGCAACUUUGUCGAUGAGAUCAACCCCAACAACAACAAGACCUACUGCGAGGCUCUGCAGACCGGUGGCAAGAGCCCGGUGGCCCUGGCGGCCUCCAACCCCUCCGGCUGGGGCCCCGGCUACCAGCGCCAGGCCCACGCGCCCGGCUGCCCCACCGUCACCUUCCAGCCCGCCACCUCCGUGGACAACGGCAUCCUGGUCCCCUCCAACAUGACCGCCGCCGGCCAGCCCGCCAUGGGCUUCUGCCAGAACAGCCAGCCCACCUGGAGCGCACACCGCGACCCCAGCUUCGGCCAUGCCAUCCUGGAGCUCCAGUCGGACUCGGUGGCACGCUUCAGCUGGUACAAGAACCUGGAGGGCAACGCGGUGUCUAUGGAUGAUGUGGUUCUUGAGCGCCUGGGCGCGUGCGCCUCGCGCAUGCCCAGCUCAGAGAUGAUGAUGGGCCGUCGCAUGAUGUCGGCGUAAGCAACCAGCAAGCAGUCGUUCAAGCGUUCUGCGUGAUGACCAGACUGAUGUGUAUUGGCGUCUGAGCUGAUGCAGUUUUGAGGAAUCACGUACAAACUUGUCAAUCGGGACCAGUAAGGACACGCUCCCGCACGUGCCGUUAUGCCGUAUGUACAUACCGAUAGACGUAGGGUGCUGUUUGCUUGGGGCGUGCGGUUUAUUGCUAUCUUUGUGGGUCACACGCGAAUCCGGACACAGUAGGCAGUGGGCGAGUAAGCGCGCUUCAGCCCUUCGUCACGGCACUUUCUGUGGUUGCUGUUGCGCGUGCUUGCUUACUUGCUGGGAUUUUUUUGAGCUGAGCCGGCUAGCAGCGAGCCAGUGACACUGCCGCGUAAUCCGGUGAUCCUGACGUUCAGCCAAGUAACACAUGUGUGUGCAUGUCAACACCAGCUGAGGGGUGCAGGGAUCUA
Chlamydomonas reinhardtii is the source of this 3133-nucleotide messenger RNA. RefSeq lists its product as uncharacterized. Bases 786 to 2684 code for a protein of 632 amino acids. The transcript is spliced from 19 exons. The record is from RefSeq and is a predicted model, not a curated record. Gene Ontology annotation, molecular function: acid phosphatase activity; metal ion binding. NCBI's taxonomy places the organism in Eukaryota, Viridiplantae, Chlorophyta, Chlorophyceae, Chlamydomonadales, Chlamydomonadaceae.